Messenger RNA from Oryzias melastigma (Indian medaka), 8404 nucleotides. RefSeq names its product PH domain and leucine rich repeat protein phosphatase 2 (gene phlpp2). Gene Ontology annotation, molecular function: protein binding. The record is from RefSeq and is a predicted model, not a curated record. The coding region runs from base 188 to 4492 and encodes 1434 amino acids. The transcript has 19 exons. NCBI's taxonomy places the organism in Eukaryota, Metazoa, Chordata, Actinopteri, Beloniformes, Adrianichthyidae.
CGCCUGACCCCGCCCAUGUCAUGUUUAUUGAGCGGCGCUCGGCAGGCCUGUGCGCUGCUCCAGUCUCAUCAGUCGGGACAUGGCGUCUGAGCGCGGACGCGGGAUGCUGUUUCAUCUCUCCGUGGGAAUUCGCCAGCCGCUCGCUGUGACGCCGCUCGUUUUCUGGACCUCUUAACCGGAUUCCCACAUGACGAUGGAGGACGAGGACGGCAGCGCGGCGCUCUCCGCCCGCAACAUCCAGCGGAAGGCGGGGGGUGUCGGAGGGAACGGGGUUUGCAUCGACAGGCAGCCGGACACGGUGGUCCACCAGGCGGGGCUCAACCACACCGCAGGUCGCGGCAGCCGCAGCGGUCCCGGGGCUCAUUCCGCGACCGGGAUCCGAGUGCUAAAGCAGCGUAACAUGAAGCGGAACGGGAGCCGGAGCUGUGUGACCAGAAAAAGUCGGUUCGGGUCACGGGAGAGGGACUGGUUGAAGGGGGACACCCAGCGGGGCUGCGUGUGUCUUUACAGGGGCACUGCGGAGCCCCCACCACCUUCAUCUGGCCCACAGGCUUCUUCCAACCCCCAGACGGACCUGCAGUUGGUGCUCUGCUCCACCAGUACCACCGUGGAGGAGCUGUGCGCUCAGAGGGAUGGACAGGAGCUCUACAUUCAGCUCCACGGAGAUCUUGUCAGGAGAAUGGACUCUUCUGAACGACCACUCCAGAUGGUUUAUGACUACUUGACAUCGAUGGGGUACGCUGACCUGACGCGGGUGCAGCACGAAGCCGCUAACUCAGACCUCAGCUGUUUGAUCCGUUUCUACAGUGAACGUCCAGUGAAUGCAGACCAGCAGGAGCGAACCUUGUUGAAGGGCGUGUUCAGCGUCAGGAAAGGGAAAACACAGCUGCAUAAGUGGGCAGAGCGGCAGGUUAUCCUCUGUGGCACCUGUUUGAUCGUGGCGUCUGUGAAAGACAGUCUGACUGGGAAGAUGCACAUCCUGCCUCUGGUGGGAGGAAAGGUUGAGGAGGUGAAGCGGAGGCAGCACUGUCUGAUGUUCAGCUCAGCCGGCUCACAGGCCCAGACUUACUUUGUCAACUUCGACUCGCUUACAGAGUACCAGCGAUGGCAUCGGCAGGCAUCAAAAGUAGUGUCUCAGACAGUAAGUGUGGUGGACCUGUCUUGCUACAGCCUGGAAACAGUGCCUGAAUACCUGUUUUACUGUCAAGACAUCACCCACCUUAACCUGCGGCACAACUUCAUGAACCUGCAGGGGCCUGGAGGCCUUCUCAACCUCCCCAGGUUUUCCCAGCUGAAAAGCCUAAACUUGUCUCAUAACCGUCUGGGUGUUUUCCCUGAUUGUGUGUGCGAAAUCCUCACCUUAACUGAACUCAACCUGUCCUGUAACAAAAUCCACGCCAUCCCGGAGCAGAUCAGCAACCUUCAGAGCCUGCAGACAUUAUCUUUGGAUGGAAACCAUCUCGACUCUUUGCCUGAAGAACUGGGUGACCUGUCUCAACUCAACAGCCUGGGGCUCUCCUUCAAUGAUUUCUCUCACAUUCCAGCUGUGCUUGAGAGAUUAAGUACAGUGGACAAGCUGGCUAUGGCCGGGAACAGAGUGGAGAGUCUGGAUUUAUGUACACUGAUUAGAAUGAGCCAUCUAAGAAACGUCGACCUCCGGUUGAACAGUCUUAGGUGGGUUAAAAGCGAAGCUCUUACGGGGAUGAGUCAGGUGACCCAGUUGGACCUACGGGAUAACCUCCUGGACUCAGCAGACCUGAGCUCCAUGUGCAACCUGGAAACUCUGCACUGCCAAAGGAACCAGCUGGGAACGCUCACGCUCAGCGGCUUCACACUGCGCACGCUUCACGCCAGCAGCAACCGCCUUACAACAGUCAACCUUUAUCCAGUCCCUAAUCAGCUGACACACAUGGACCUCUCACAGAACCUCUUGGAGUAUCUUCCAGACUGGAUAUGUGACUGCAGAAAAAUUGAGGUGCUGGAUAUAACUCACAAUCUGCUGUCUGAACUUCCUUCCAGAUUGUUUAACAGCUUGAGCUUGAGGAGGCUGCUAACAGGCAACAAUCGUUUGCAGAGACUGCCUGACCUACUUGACCAUGUUCCUUUGGAAGUGCUAGACCUCCAGCAUAACAAGCUAAAAGAGCUUCCUGAGAGUCUUUUCUGCAAGGCCUUAAAUCUAAAAUAUCUAAAUGCAUCAGCCAAUGCUCUGGAAAGUAUUCCUCCUAGCAGCCAAUCAGAGGAGAGCCUCAGCACACUCCAGGAACUCUACCUGUCAGGUAACAACCUGAAUGAGAACUGCGCUGCCCUGCUGGUUGGACACCGUAACCUGCAUGUCCUUCAUAUGGCCUACAACCAACUUCUCUCAUUUCCUGCCAGUAAGCUGAGUAAGCUGGAACUGUUGGAGGAGCUAAAUCUAAGUGGCAACAAACUAAAGAGUGUCCCCUCCACCGUGUCUAGUUGUAAGAGACUGCACACCCUCAUAGCACACUCGAAUCAUUUAACUGUCUUCCCAGAGAUCCUCAGUCUUCCUGAGAUCAAGCUUGUAGAUCUAAGCUGCAACGAGCUGACUGAGAUCCAGCUCCCGGAAUCCCUGCCUCCAACUCUGCAAGAGCUGGAUCUGACGGGCAACAGCAACCUCAUUUUAGAGCACAAAACCCUCAACCUCUUCAGUCACAUCACCACCUUGAAAUUAGACCAGAAAUCUACUGCAACACUCGGAGAUUCGCUCAGCUCCUCCUGUCCGUGGAACCACGGUUACUCUGAAAUGACCGGUCAAAGGAACAAGUUAUGCGUGUCUGUAUUGGCUGUCGACCGCUUUGGAGACGGCGUGGAAGCAUGCUAUGGCAUCUUCGACGGUGAUCGCAAUGAAGAAGUGCCUCGGCUGUUGCAGUGCACUAUGGGAGAUGUGCUGUGUGAGGAACUGCAGCACUCUAGCCUUGACAGUGUGUACAUGUGUAACACCUUCCUCACCUCACACAGGAAACUUGGUAUGGCUGGGCAGAAACUUGGUGCUUCUGCACUGCUGUGCUACAUUCAUCAUGAGGCGACUGACUCUGGAGGCUACCUUAGCCUUACUGUGGCCAACGUGGGAACCUGCCAGGCUAUUCUGUGCCGGAAUGGGCAACCUGUUCAGCUGUCAAAGGUCUACAGUUUAGAAAGCUGCCAUGAAGAGAUGGAGAGGGUUAAACUCAAUAAGGCGAUAAUAACAGAGGACAACAAAGUGAGUGGAGUCACAUGCUGCUCUCGUCUGUUGGGCUGCUCUUACCUGUCUCCGUGGGUGCUUCCGAAACCGUGGGUGCACACCGAGUCCCUCUGUCCGCAGGAUGAGUUUUUGAUCCUGGGGAAUCGAGCCUUGUUUGAGCGAGUGUCCUACCAGGAAGCCGUGUGCACUGUGCAGGCCGUGCGAGAUCCACACGCCGCUGCCAAAAAGCUGUGCUCACUCGCCCAGAGUUAUGGUUGCAAGGACAACAUUGGAGCUUUGGUGGUGUCCCUACAGAUAGGGGACGAUAGCUGCACUUGUGAGGCUCCGGCGUCAACCACCGAACCACGAAUCACACCCCUUGCCCCUGCCAUCUCUUCUGUGACCCCAACCCCCAGUGAUCAAGCCAGCCUCUCCUCCAGCAGUGGUGUUGUCACUGAGUUUAGCAGUGAAACAUCCGCCUCAGAGGUGGGCAGUGAGGCGGGAUCCACCGCCUCAGAUGAAAACCCUUCCUCCGCCCCAGGAACCCGUCCAGAAAGGCGCUGCAGCCUGCACCCCGCUUCUGCACUGUGUGGCCUCAUGGUACCCGGCUCAGCUGGGACAGGAACCCAUCCAGGAAUAUUCCAGCGCCAACCGACUUCUACCAUGUUUUCAAGUAAGCAGUCUGACAACGGCUUGGACAGCGAUGAUGAAGGUCCACUCGAGGGCGUAAUGUCCAACGGUAGCAAGCUAGAAGUCGAGGUCGAUAUUCACUGCUGUGCUUUCCAACUUCGGUCAGGAGCCCCUGAGAGUCCCAAGAACUCUGCCCUUAGAAAACAAUGCUCUGACUAUCACAAUGGCAAAAUGCCCCAAAAAACCAACGUAGUGGUUUCUGCUACAAACGGCUGCUUGUUAGCUGUAUGUGGACGAGAAAUCACAGAACUUAAGAAGUCUCCUUCCACCUCCAGCCUGUUUGGGAAAAAGCUGUCCAAUGGUUCUGUGGUGGCCCCAGAGGACAGCCACAACCUCAUCGAGGUGGCUCUGGAGGUGCCUAAGAAAAAGUCUGGCUACUUUACGGCCCCCGCACAGCAGGACCCGGAGGACCAGCUGAUUGUACCUCCUAGUCUGGAGCAGGAAGUCAGAGAGCAGCUAAGAGGCCAGAGCGCUCAAGCAUCGGGUCUCUCCGCACCAUCAACACCCACCUCCUUAAAAGAUCCUGUAUGGGAUCAUCCACACCCACCAACACUUGCCUCCAGCCUGGUCCCAGGCCCAGCUCCCAUCCUGCAACAGGAGGUCUACGAUACUGCCCUCUAGAGCAGAUUCAUUGACUCACACAUGUAUUUUUCUCACAUGUGAAAUGUUUCAAAUUAAGUUGCCAUACAGUUAUUUUGUGAUUGAUAAUCACCUAAUGACACUGUGCCAUUAAUGAGAAACAAAAACCUGGUAUUCCAGAGGAUUGGGAUGACACAAGGAGUACAGUCGGUGUGUGAUAGUUGACAUCUGGGAGUCGCACAGAAACUUAAAAUGGAAUACCUCGUGUGGUUGAACAUGUCAACAGCAUUCCCCUUUACAUGGAAGAUAGAACAAACUGAAGGCUGCUUAAGAAGUGUGGAUCAAAUUGCUUCUCCGGGGAGGGGGCUCUGUGGUCUCUCAGGUCCUGGAGAGAAGCACCAUGACUGAAACUUGAAAAAGUGCCUACUACAGAUGAUGCAGCCAAGUGCUCCGUAAUGAAGACUGCGCUUUGGGAUAAGAGUUUGUUAUUGCGUUUGAAGGAGGAACAGCGUCUCUAAGAGACCAGCUCUGGCACAGAUUCUACUAAUGUCCUUUGAAGAGAAAGAAACAAUAAAUGUGUCACAGACCUUAAAGAUGUGAAACUGCAUUUACAUUGCUACACAUUUUAUAGUUUAAUUUUGUAAUUCCCACACAAUAUGUAUGAAAUCUAUUAUACAGAAUACAUUUGCACUUUGCAAGGCAGUAUAAGCUCCCAACUAAUUGAUCCACUUACAUUAAUAUUAAAUAUUAUUGCUUAAUUAGAGCAAUGAAAUGAAGUCUAUUUUGACUGACAAAGCUGAUAUACAGUAGAACUCAAAAAAUACCCAAUAAGAAUAACCAGUGACUGCAUGACCAAAACAAUCCCUUAAAAUCUGCUUUCUUAGAAAAAAGAAUUUCUGAGUUGUUUUUUCAUUAGAGAAUAGAAAUCUGAAGGCUCUACAGUUGCCACUCUGUCAGUAAUUCGAACAAAUCAGGUAAGAGAUGGUGUAAUGUCAAAAGAAAAGUCCUGAAGUCGUUCUGCAACAUAUUUUUGUGAACUAUUAAGAAAUAUUGAGAUUUGCACAUUUUAUGACACUUUAGAGGCUGCUAACCUUUGUAAUUUGUUAUCAUGAGUUUGUGUUACAUGUUUUGUUGUAUCUGGGGUACAUGUCCAAUACAAUCAUUUAAAAUGAUCUCUUCUUUUUCUAAACUGCACUUUUUUUUUAAUCCACUUGUUUUCUUAUUGCCUGUAGGUGGCAGAGAUUUGGGAUAUUUUCGGACAUGUUUGAGUGUGUGUACUCCAAAAAAACCAUGACUUUAACAAAAAAUUUAGAGUGAAACACGGACAAAACCACUUGGAUGAGUGGUGAAAUGUGUCAAAGGAAGAAGAUUUUAAGUCCAGGGGCCAUAACUCAACUUUGAGACCCUUUGAAAAAUGGUUUAAAUCAAACAGUCUUGCAAAUAAAGUCCCAUUAGUUGUCACCUAGGUGUGUGAAAUUUGUUCUCCGCAUUUGACCCAUCCUCUGGGGGAUGGGUGAGCUGCAGACACAGCUGCACUCGGGAACCAUGUGGUGGUUUAACCCCUCCCAAUCCAACCCCUUAUUGGUGAGUGUCAAGAAAGGAGGCAUGGGGUCCCAUUUUUAGAGUCUUUGGUGUGACUCAUAACCUUCCAGUCUCAGGGCAGACACUCAACCACAAGGCCACUGAACUGGAAUAAAAGUGAAAUAAAAAGUAUAAGAUUUUUCUGUAAACAUUAAUAAAAUGCUUUAUAAAUUAUUAUUAAUGUUUCUAAAAAAGGACUGAGGAAAAGGAUUAUUUACCCUGGAAGUCCCAGUUAAUCCAACCUGGACCCGCUCCACUUUGAGCCAUAGGAGGAAGCAGCACUGUUAGUCUGGUGAAGUUGUGAAUUUAUUGAUUACAUUUUCAUUUUUGUUGGCCUCCCACAACCCUCUAGUUAUACUCUUUUGGGAUUCUACUGCUAAUACAUUGUUGGAUCUUCCCCCCUGCCUUAAAUUACUUCUAAAUAUUUUGGAAACAAGUGCUUUGAAUGCUGUUUGUGGGUGAGAUUUUUGGCUCUGUGGGUGUUUGCUUUUAGCUCCGUGUGAAGGAGGGAGAAAUCAAUGUUGAGGCCUUACUUUUUGGUUGUUUCUGCCACUUGAAAUGAUGAAACACUGUUCAAGGAACUUUUAAAAAGAAUACAGAUUAUAGGUUGACUCAUUUUAUCCAGUGUAUGAUAUACUGAUCACUUUCAUGUGUUCAAGUGACAAGGAAAAAAAUAAUGGCAAUUGAUUUACUACUAUUAAAAAUAUUCUUUUAUCACAAAAUCAUUCUUGUUUUCUCCCAAGUUUGUUCAUAUUUUACAUACAUAUUUAUAGUAACAUACUAAAAAAAUAGUUCAAUAAAUGCUUUGCUUUAAGUAUAAAACAUUGACAUCUCUUUCUGCUCUGUAAUGACCAUUUUUAAAAUUCCCUUUUUUGCAGUAAACUAAAAAUUGUAACCCCAAAUAUGACUUGCACAUUGGUAUUUCACUCAUUUGUAUUCUAAGUUAUAAAAAAUAUAUCCUUUUUUUCCGAUCAUUUUUAUUUUUGCAUCGUGAUAAUAACAGAUUUGCCUUUAGUCAUUUUAUCAUCCUCUGCCUCUGAUGCCAACCACAUGAAAUUGUGUGGCUCUGACCACUUAAGUUAGAACCACAAUAUCUGCACUUUGACUUAAAAACAGGUUGUUUUUAGCAAUUGUGUCAAAUUUAUGGUAAGAGAUUUAAUUUUCUUCAUAAUUUCCUAAAAGAUAGCAGAAAUAUGAGAAGGACUCAAAUAUUUCUUGUAAAAACAAAAAAAAAACUAAAACUAAAAUCUAGAUGUAAACCAGAGUGUUUUUAAUCAUUCUAAAUUUAAAAAGUCCUCUGAAAAAUUGAUAUAGACUUACGUUAGUAUGAAUGAUGCACUUACAGUCGUUGGGGCUUUUAUGAUUUUUUUUUUUUGUAUGUGUGUGUAUUCUGUAUUUGUUCAUCUUGACACUUUCGUUUGUCCAUCAAUCGGUGUGCAGGGACUUUAUGCAAACUGUAUACCCAAACUGAGUGUUGGAGGGUGAAUUAGUGUGCAUUUUCUGAAGAAUUUCCCUUUAACUUUGUAGAGUGCUUGUGUGGAGUCUAUGAAUCCCUCCAUUCACCAAAAAAAGAUAAAAAAACUAUCCAUUUAGGAGUUUUUCUUUAUUUUUCUGUUUGCGAGAACAUGACAAAGUAUUUGUCCAAGUAUAUUCCAAAGUGUCUGUGUUUGUGAAUAGUUGAGAGCUUUAACACCCACCUAAUAUUUGCUGUAUGCAUGCCUGUGUGAACAACUGGCCGACUGUAAUUGUGCGUGAAAAGUGCGUGAAAAUUAUGAAAGAGGCUCUGGCGAGGAAACACGUGACCAAAGCAGCCAUUGUUCAAUGCCACCAUUCAUUUUUGUAUAUUAUUUUUACAAAAUGCUUUAUUUUUCUUUUCUUUUUAUGCCAAGAAGCUGAUGUUUAUUUUUGUAAAUCACUGUAUUGUGCACAUUUCAAAUGUUCUCUUAAAAAUGAUGGAGAUUCUACAGAAAACAUGUUUAUCGUCGAAAUAUUGAAGGUUCUAAUUGUUGUUGUUAAAUGUUGAAAGCAUGUCUGAAAUACAAGUGAACAUUAAGAUCCAGUCAAUAUAACACGUCAUUUAUUUGUACACAACUGAGCAUAUCAAAAGAUUUUUUAUCUUUCUUUUCCAGCAUGCGGAUUGCCUCUGAAAACUAAAUUUAGUAAUUGUAAGAUUUAUUAUUUCGUAUUUGAACUCAUGGUCUGUCCCUUUGCUAUUUGCCAAACAGAAUCAAUCGCCUCAGACCCUCCUUAGAAGUGGAAACUGGAUGUUCAUUUAAAGUUUUUUGUUUAUUAUAAAGCCAAGUAGCAAUAAAAAUUUUACAUUGUACUCACCAUGUUAAUAAUUUCAUUCAAUAAAUACAAUCAUCACCUUUU